GGAGCUCGGUUUUUAUAAAUACAGCAAUGAUUGCGCAUAGGAAUCAGAAGACCUACGAGUUAAGGACGUGUAUUGUGGGCUAUAUAACUAACAAGAUCAUUUUACUUUGCUAACACAGAGAUCGUUGAUUGCUGAAUUGCAAUGGAAACUAUGGAAGUUAUGGAAGUCUCCGAUCAGAGUGUGGUGACCAGAGUGGCCAACCUUCCCCUGGUCAGCAGUACUUAUGACAUGGUGUGUAAUGUGUACACUAACACCAAGGAUAGCCACCCCUACAUUAGGUCUGUGUGUGAGGUGGCUGAGAUGGGUGUGAAGACUAUCUCGUCAGUGGCUCUGACCAGUGCAAUGCCCAUCAUUGGCAAGCUGGAGCCUCAAAUUGCCAUGGCAAAUGACCUUGCAUGCAAAGGGUUGGAUAAGAUUGAGAAGACCUUGCCAAUCCUCCACCAGCCAUCAGAGCAGAUUGUUGCGAGCGCCAAGGACGCGGUGACGGGAGCAAAAGAAGCCGUGACCACCAAAGUGAGCGGAGCCAAGGACACAGUGUCCCACACCAUCAUCGGGGUUGUCGACAAGACCAGAGGGGCAGUGCAGGACAGCGUGGAGAUGACCAGGGCUGCGGUCAAUGAAGGGGUCAACACCGUGAUGGGCAGCCGCAUGGUGCAGCUGGUGAGCACCGGGGUGGACACCGCGCUGAGCACGUCCGAAACACUGGUGGAUCAGUACCUGCCUCUGACCAAGGAGGAGCUUGAGGUGGAGGUGAAAGCUGUGAAAGGGUUUGAUGUUGCCACCGGAAAGCCCAGCUAUUACGUGCGCCUGGGGUCACUGUCCUCCAAGCUUCGGAAGAGGGCCUACAGUCAGGCUGUGGCCAAGGUUCGAGAUGCAAAGCAGAGAAGCCAGGAGUCCAUCUCUGAACUUCACCACACUGUAGAUCUGAUUGAAUAUGCAAGAAAGAACAUAGACGGUGUCAAUCAGAAAAUGCAUGAGAAGCUAAAUUCUUGGGUUCAGUGGAAGAAUGAAGGACACCAAGAGGAAGAAGCCACUGAAGCCAUGCAAAUUGAGUCGCGCACCUUGGCCAUCGCCCGCAGGCUCACCCACCAGCUGCAGACCACCUGCCUGACCCUGGUGUCCAGCCUCCAGGGCGUCCCCCAAAACAUCCAGGAACAGGCACAAUCUGCGGCCCAGUCCGCCUCAGACAUCUACAGCAACUUCAACAAAGCCUCUGCCUUCAAGGACCUCUCGGAUGGCAUGCUGACAAGCAGCAAGUCGCAGCUGGGGAAAAUGAAAGACUCUUUGGACGGAGUCAUGGACUACCUGGUCAACAACACACCGCUCAAUUGGCUGGUAGGUCCGUUUUACCCCAGGCUGGCCCCACCCCCCCACAGUUCUGCAUCUAACACACAAGAGAAAUCCCCUUCCCCAGAGAGAGUUAUGUAGCCACUGAACUACCCUCAAUAAUAACCCUCAGUAACCCUCCAGGCUCAGAACUAAUCCGGGGCCAUGGGCCUCAUUAAUACUUGGGGUUGUGCUUAAAUGCUGUGAAAUCCAGUGACUAUGUUGGGGCCAGUGCAGGGUACAGUAUUGACAAAACAAAGCAUUCCUUUUACUCUUUAAAGUUAAUCAAGUUGUGACAUAAUGUGUACUUACUUGCUUUCUGCACAUGCAGACAUUGUGCAGGUCUGCUUUGACAUUGAUCUGAAAUGUUACCUAUGUAAUCCUGGCUGCCUCUGUGGUGGUUUGUGUAACACUUUCAUGUCUUAGUGAUUGGACUGAAUCUAUGAAAGGCGUGUGAAGAUUGCCACUAAGUGCCUUACCAUAAUCCAUAACAUGCUUUCUUGUAUCAGCUACUUUAUAUAUUGACUUUGUAUUGCACAAUUUUGUACAAGGAUUAUAAUAAUAAACAACCAAAUAUUUAA
Molecule: messenger RNA, 1907 nt
Organism: Anguilla anguilla (European eel)
Lineage: Eukaryota; Metazoa; Chordata; Actinopteri; Anguilliformes; Anguillidae
Gene: plin2
Product: perilipin 2
Exons: 8
Coding region: 142-1428 (428 amino acids)
Biological process (GO): positive regulation of triglyceride storage; lipid storage
Cellular component (GO): cytosol; lipid droplet
Source: RefSeq, a predicted model, not a curated record